AUGGCCGCGUCGUCGCACAACCCGUAUCCGCGAUCUCCCAACCCUUCAACGAGGUCGUACGACUCGUCGUCCGUCUCUUCGGCAACCUCCCCCAGACAACCUGCCCAGUACAUACCGCGCGGGCUGAUGAACACCGGGUCGAGGACAGCAGCGGUGCCGCCCCCUCAGCCUAUCGGCAUCCCCCCUCCGCUACCGCCGGUCAACCAGAACCAGAACCAGAACCAGAACGCCUUUACGCCAUACACGCCCGUGACGGCCGGCUCGAUGAUGGGCCGCGACUCACUACCCUCAGCCGACUCGGUGGCGAGCACGCCCGGCCCGUCAACGGCGUCGCUGCCGCCCAUCUCCCAGGCCCAGAAGAGGGCGUACCGGCAGAGGAGGAAGGAUCCGAGCUGCGACGCGUGCCGCGAAAGAAAGGUCAAGUGCGACGCCACCGAGACGACCAGCUGCUCCGAGUGCUCCAGCCGCAACGUCAAGUGCCAGUUCACCAAGGAGACGAACCGGCGCAUGUCGUCCAUCAAGCAGGUGCAGGAUCUCGAGAAGCAGAUGGAGCGCCUGAGACGGGACAACAGCAACAUGAGGCGCCUGCUCCAGGAAAGGGACGGCGGUGGCGGCGGCGGCGGCAGCAGCGGCAGCGGCAGCGGUGCCAUGGACAUCGACACGGAAAGCCUCGGCCUCGGUCUCGGCCUCGAUCAGCUUCCCCUUCUCCAGCUGCCGGAGAUCGGCUCCGAUCCCAAGCGGAGGAAACGGCCAGCCCCUAUCCACGACCUGGCCCGGGCGAGGUCCAACAUGCGCAUCUUCUCCCGCGGCAUCUGGAAAGCGCCCUCUCAGUACCACCGCCAGCCGUCGUUGACGACGCCGCUCUUCGACCCCCAGAGACCCGACUUGCCCCCGAGGCAGACGACGGACCAGCUCCUCCACGCGUACUACGGCGCCGCCCACACCAUGUUCCCCAUCCUCCACUGGCCGACGUUCCAGACGGGCGUCGACGACCUCUACCGGAUCGGCAGCGCCAGGUCGGUGCAGCCGGCGUGGCUGUCGACCUUCUUCGCGGCCCUCGCCCUCGGCAGCCUCUUCAGCCAGGACCCCCCGACUCACCGGGCCUAUCGGGCGGCCGAGCUGCUCGAGGUCGCCCGGGGCAUGAUCGACCCCUGGAACAACGACUACGUGCUCGACAACGUGCGCGCGUUGGUGCUCGUCACGCUGUGCCUCAACGAGAUGAACCAGCGGUCCGCCGCCUGGACGUGGCUCGGCACCGCCGUCCGCGCCGGGCAGGACCUCGGGCUGUACUCCGAGUCCGGCCCGUGGCCCGUCGUCGAGGGCGAGAUGCGCCGCCGCGUGUGGUGGACCAUCUACAUCCUCGACCGGAGCCUGGCCCUCGACCUGGGCCGCCCCGUGCUAAUCGACGACGCCGACUGCGACGUCUCGCUGCCCGCCGGCGUCGACGACCACUACAUCCACGAGGGCGGCAUCAUGGUCCCCCCCGGCCGCGAGCCCCUGAACCACUCCCUCCUGGCCCUGAUCAACGUCAUCAGGUCCUACUCGUCCCUCAUCAAGACGCUGGCCGCCCCCUUCGUGGUGCCCACGAGGCUCGCCACUUUUGACCAGCACUUCGUCACCUGCCUACGAGCCUUUCCCUCCGUCUGCGACACCUCCAGCAGGGGCCCGAUAUCUCCUCACCUCCUGACCCCCUUUGCCUACCUACUCCACGCCCGCCUCGUCUUACACCGCCAUAACCUCUCGCCCAACUGCCCGCCCGACGCUCGCCUCGCCGCCAUGGAGCAGUGUACGCACACGGCCCUCGAGACGGCCUCGCUCCUUUCCCGCACGGCCCCGAACCUCGCCGACGGCGCCACCGCCCUCCUCACCACGCACGCCUUCCGCUGCACCCUCUUCCUCCUCCUGGCGGGUUACUGGGACCACGCCACGACUUGCCUGCGCACCCUCGCCUCCAUCGACGGGAGACGCGACGUUGCCACUCCCUGCGGCCGCUUCCUCGCCUUCUUCGUGUCCGCUCUCGGCACAAAACGCGGCGAGUACGCCGCCUACGCCGCCAGAGGGACGCCCCCGAAGCCCUUCGCACCGCCUCCUCCUCCUUCUGCUCCUCUGUCCCAGGGCCGCCAGGGCCCGGCGACGCUCCAGGAUGCCCUCCUGCAGGACGAGGAGCUCUUGGCCUAUGUCAGCGCCGACCUGCAAGCGGCACCUGAGUCCGCCUGGAUCUGGGCUGGUGGCGAGCGCGAGGCCGCCGCCAUCCUGUCCCCGACCUCUCCGGGCUCCAUCAUCACGGCACAAGGCGGCGGCGGCGGCGGUGGCGGCGCCAGCAGCGGCCUGUUCAGCGUUGAGCAGCGGACGGGUCUCAGCGAGGACGAGAUCAAGGAUUGGGGCGGCUGGGAGCGCCUCGAGGCGGCCGUCCGAGGGCUGGCGACCGGGAACGCGACGACGACGACGACGCCCACGCCGACGUCCGCGACGUGGUCCGCUCUGCCGGCCGGCAUCAAGACCGAGGGCACGCCGACGCUGCCCAGCAUCAUGACGGCCGCCGAGGGGGGCAGCAACGACAGCCCGACUGCGAGCACAAAGGGCCGGCCCCAGGACAGGUUGAGCAUUGCAAAUAUUAUCUAG
Messenger RNA from Colletotrichum higginsianum IMI 349063, 2622 nucleotides. RefSeq names its product fungal specific transcription factor domain-containing protein. Gene Ontology annotation, cellular component: nucleus. Gene Ontology annotation, molecular function: zinc ion binding; DNA binding; DNA-binding transcription factor activity, RNA polymerase II-specific. Gene Ontology annotation, biological process: DNA-templated transcription; regulation of DNA-templated transcription. NCBI's taxonomy places the organism in Eukaryota, Fungi, Ascomycota, Sordariomycetes, Glomerellales, Glomerellaceae. The transcript has a single exon. Bases 1 to 2622 code for a protein of 873 amino acids. The record is from RefSeq and is a predicted model, not a curated record.